Penicillium antarcticum is the source of this 2076-nucleotide messenger RNA. RefSeq lists its product as uncharacterized. Bases 1 to 2076 code for a protein of 691 amino acids. The record is from RefSeq and is a predicted model, not a curated record. NCBI's taxonomy places the organism in Eukaryota, Fungi, Ascomycota, Eurotiomycetes, Eurotiales, Aspergillaceae. The transcript has a single exon.
AUGGACCAGGAGGAGGCUCCCCCACCCCCGUACUCUGCCGUUGAUCCAUUGAACACACCAAGCCGGAGUGGCAACCCAGCACCGGUCCCUCCUCGGGGAGAGGUAUCGGAGUCGCAGGAUGCCAGCAGCUCGCGAAUUCCCGCACGGCCCUCGGUAGUCCCGACGCAUUUCACAUCCGCCGCUACAUACUUCGAGGAACGGCCUCCGUCGAGCUUGGAUGACACCCGGGAUACUUUGCAGCAUCACAUCACCAUAUACCCACGAAGUCAAGCGAAGGAUUUCCCGCGGAGGCCACGCUGCUGGGCAUCGCGGUUUGAUGAUGUCACUCAAGCGGAUUGGGAUACCUUCCUCCGGUAUCUGUUCCCACCCCAAUUAGGACUUGCCGCUUCUUCGCAGCAUCUUCCACGCCAGUUGCGAGCAGAAAUUCGUCGAGAUCGCAAGGAUCGCCCACAGGAGACCGAUGAACAACGGAAAGCUCGAAUUGCUGCCGUGGUAGCUGAAUGGAAUGAGUGCUUCUUCGGGUAUCGCUCUACCCAGAUUGUUCCCGUCUAUGUAGGCGAACCGGAUAACGCGCCUACAUCUGGUCUAUGUCCCAGAUGUUACCCAGCUGCAACAGGCUCUAUAGAAGGUCAACAAUCGCGGAAUCCGAACGCUCCGUCGCCUGUCUCUGACCAACAAACCCCCUCCCCAACACAUUGGCAGAUGCCGCCUGCUCCUUAUCACACUCCUCCUGUACAUACUUCCCAUUCUCCAUAUGGAGUACCGUAUGGUACUCCUACAUACCUUUCCCCCAUGUCUCCUAAUCACCAGCCACCUCAAUAUUAUCCCGUCCCGCAUCACCCACCACCACAAGGCGUCGCCCCAUGGCAAUGGAACAAUUGGGGCUACGCGCAGCAACAGCAGCAAUAUCCCAACAAUGGCGCCUCCAAGGGCGGCUCUUUUGGCUGGAUAUCACAACUCGCAUCACAAGCUCAAAAGUAUGGAGAGCGAUUCAGCGAACAAGCUCAACAAUACGGCGAUCAGAUCAGCGCGCAGGCACAGCAUUAUGGGCGUCAGGUUGAAGAGCAAGCACUUGCACAUGGCCGGUGGCUGGAAGAACAAGCAAGACUUCAUGGAAGAAAAGCACCAAUGACCGCUCCUGGUGGAUACUACGGCCGACCUGCCUGGGAUAAUUCACCCCAGCAUGCAGUCAAUGUUCCAAUGACCCCUAUGCAGAAUUCAACCCCGACCCCUGUGAUGAGCCUCAAUACAACCAGUCGCCCCAGUCCAACCGAACAGGCUAUUGACAAACCCAAGCCCCCGACUGAGCACUCCAGACGAGUGUCUGUUAGUUCUGUCUCGUCCGAAUCAUCCUUCAGCUCGAUUGACUCCAUUUCCACAUCGUCAAAUUUGAGUGUUUCGGACCUGGCCACAGUUCGAACUCAACUAGAGCUCCUGGAUGACCGACACGACCGAACGUUAUACGAUGCAGCCGUCGAGCUUCGUCGACAGCUCACAGCACUGCAAGCAUCCCGCCGAGAAGAUAAAAUAUCAGGCCGGAAGGAUUGGAGAAAACAAAACCAACAGUCAAAUAACGACUGGGGCCGUUGGGAUUCUCCUGAACAACAAGAACGGAAUUCUGAGGAUAGACAUGCCAUGAAAGAUGAAAUGCGAGCCACGAAAAAGGUCUUCAAAGACGUGCUUCGUCGGGCAAGAGAAGAACAACGCGAACGACGCCGACUCCGUCGCCGACAAGUUCGACAAGCAAGAGCUAGCGAGGGCGACAAGGCAAAAUAUGACCAGCCGCUAGAACAGCAGCUCGGUACUUUGCAGUUGGAUGGUAUACCUGUGGUUUCCCGUCCAGCAACCACCCCAGCUCAGCCAACCCGAGUUGCAGCUUCAAAUGCAUCAAUUGCUAGCUUUGAUUCUGGAUCCAAUCCGCCGUCUAUCUCAAGGGCAAGUACGCAGGACUUUGCGUCCGCUGGUACUAAGAAGCCGAAGCCCACUGAUACCUCUACUCGAAUUAAGGAUAUGCUCAAGUCACGCAAGGCGAAAAAGAGGCAACAGAUUGAGGAUACUGAGGGGGAGAGUAAGUGA